Triticum aestivum (bread wheat) is the source of this 803-nucleotide messenger RNA. RefSeq lists its product as uncharacterized. Lineage: Eukaryota; Viridiplantae; Streptophyta; Magnoliopsida; Poales; Poaceae. The transcript is spliced from 2 exons. Bases 168 to 608 code for a protein of 146 amino acids. The record is from RefSeq and is a predicted model, not a curated record.
GCUCUGACCCAUCACGGCUCCUCUCCCGCCUUUCCUUUCUUCCACCCACAAGCAUUUGGCAUCUGCUUCCUUCCUUCCACUCCAAUAAUAUAUACCACCACUCUGCACGCGCCUACAGCUCAGCUGGAUAGAGCCGGUGCGGCAGCAGCUUAAGCUAAGCUUGCGCGAUGUCGUCGUGGGCGCAGCACUCGCGGCGGGGCUGGAGGCACGGCUGGGCGGCGCGGGCGCUGUCAUCGGCGACGCUGCCGCCGUGGCGCCUGCUGGCCUUCUUCGCCAUCGUGGUCUCCUUCCUGGCCACCUCCUCCUACGUCGACUACCGGGCCGUCGAGCGCGCCGCCGAGAUCGGCGCGCGGGUCUUCGCCGCGCCGCUCGCCGCCAUGGCCGCCUUCCUCCUCUUCGCCGCGCUCGGGUACUGGCGCCGCCGCACCCGCUGGGCGCUCCGACGCCACGCCGUGAACGCCCAGCCGGCCGCGGCCUCGUCGCAGUCGUCGGGGGCGUCACCGUGGGGCGUGGCGGCGAUGGUGGCGGUGCUGCUGGUGAUGGUGACUUUCCAGCCCUGCGUCCACUCCAUGUGGUUCAGGCCGCUCUGGAGUUCAGACUACAGCUAGCUCCUAGCUCAUCGGAUGCUCUCCGUUCGGUUCCGGCCGCUCUCAGCAUCGUUACUCUGUUGAGAGCAUCGUGUACGGAGACACGAUCCAGAGGUCAUGUGUUGCGUUCCUUUCGUGCUUGUUGCUGUCAAGUCGAUCUUCAAGGGCGUUAUGUACGGCAUAAUUGGCGUGUCCAAGACGAUGCCUUUCUCGUGA